This is a messenger RNA of Plenodomus lingam JN3, 1350 nucleotides long. RefSeq lists its product as uncharacterized. Lineage: Eukaryota; Fungi; Ascomycota; Dothideomycetes; Pleosporales; Leptosphaeriaceae. The record is from RefSeq and is a predicted model, not a curated record.
AUGGCACGAAGAAGCUCUUUUGACGAGGCCUCUGCUGGCUUUCGCGCCCACCUCCCUGCUCUGGAUAGUCCGCGCUUUACUACUGCUGCAAAGCAGAGCGUCUACGAAUACACAAAAUGCAUGCAAGAUAAUCGCGCACCGCCGUGGCUUUACGACUUGACCACGGUGUGGGAGAAGCUGCUGGCUGAGCCCUUUACUGGCGUCACGAAUGACGGAAAAGUACGAGAGGCGCUCUUCUCGGCGAAAGAUGGGAAUAAUCCAGACGUUGAACUGGCGGUCCAGAAGGCAGAGAGCUUACUCGGCAGUCUAAGUGUCGAGAUGAAAGGCAAGCUCACCUAUCCCAUCAAUGCGCGAGAAUGGAGAGCAUGGAGCAACCCUGAAUUCCUUCUUCGACCAUUCGGGCUCCGUCUCGAAGAGGUUCCUGAGGACACGGCGCAAGGCAUACUCUCUGUUGUCCAAGCAUCCCUUUCGCCAGAAGGAUUUCAAAAGGCGCUCUCGGCCAUGCGUAUCAAUCAUUUCCUAGGCGAAGUCGUCCGCCUACCCAACAUCAUGAACAAAUACUCAUACAACUUUCUCGUCUUCGGUACGCCUUCUACCUCCCCAUCCUCCCCGUGGGGUUGGUUGCUAUAUGGCCACCACCUAUGCAUAUCCUGUUUCUUCAAAGGCCCUUUUAUCUCGCUCACGCCUUCUUUCACGGGCGCAGAGCCUAACAUCAUCGACGCGGGGGAGUGGAAGGGCACCGAGAUUCUUCACAGAGAAGGCAACUUGGGACUCCAGUUGAUGCAGAGCCUUGGGCCAGAACAACGAGAGAAAGCGCAGACAUUCAAAAAGUUGAGAGACGAGGGCAUGAAGCAAGCCUAUGGCAAUUCCAACAACGACCAGAGCAAAGCCGAUGAAUUGAUUACCGAUACCUGGGGGCCGGAUGACCAGAGGCACCGAUGCGGCGCAUUUAGAGAUAAUCGUGUCGUGCCCUAUGAAGGCGUCGUGGCCUCUGACCUCUCGCACGAACAGCGGAAGCUCAUCAUUGAGAUCUGCAACGAAUUCCUCUUGUACCAUCCCAUCAAGGCGCGGGAACUACGACUCAAGCAAGUGGAAGAGCACUUCUCGGAAACAUACUUUUGCUGGAUUGGCGGUUAUGGGCCCGAUGAUGCAUUCUACUUCCGCAUCCAAAGCCCCGUCAUCCUGGUUGAACUGGAUCAUCACUCGGGGGUGUUUUUGACAAAUAAGGAGCCGGCCAAGUAUCAUACACAUACAAUCUGUCGAACCCCGAAUGCGGGGGACUAUGGACAGGCUGUUAGGGAGGGAGCAGAGCGGUUGACCAAGACAAGGAGCUAUCCCAUAUACAGAUAG